This is a messenger RNA of Clarias gariepinus (North African catfish), 3854 nucleotides long. It is a transcript of the gene mau2, whose product is annotated as MAU2 sister chromatid cohesion factor. Gene Ontology annotation, cellular component: SMC loading complex; chromatin. Gene Ontology annotation, biological process: maintenance of mitotic sister chromatid cohesion; mitotic sister chromatid cohesion. Bases 1 to 1797 code for a protein of 598 amino acids. NCBI's taxonomy places the organism in Eukaryota, Metazoa, Chordata, Actinopteri, Siluriformes, Clariidae. Gene Ontology annotation, molecular function: protein binding; double-stranded DNA binding. The transcript is spliced from 19 exons. The record is from RefSeq and is a predicted model, not a curated record.
AUGGCGACUGGCGGAGAGGCCCCGGAAUCCUGGUAUCUUGCCUUGCUUGGUUUUGCGGAACAUUUUCGCACUUCGAGUCCUCCUAAAAUUCGCCUCUGUGUGCACUGUCUCCAGGCUGUAUUUCAGUUCAAGCCUCCACAAAGGGUAGAAGCCCGAACGCAUCUUCAGCUUGGCUCGGUGCUCUAUCACCACACCAAGAACAGCGACCUCGCCCGGAACCAUCUCGAGAAAGCGUGGUGCAUCUCGCAACAAAUCCCCCAGUUUGAAGAUGUUAAAUUUGAAGCUGCCAGUCUCCUUUCAGAGCUUUAUUGCCAACAGAAUCUGGUUGAUUCUGCUAAACCUUUACUACGCAAAGCGAUCCAGAUUUCGCAGCAGACUCCCUACUGGCACUGCAGAUUGUUAUUUCAACUAGCACAACUGCACACACUAGAGAAGGACUUGGUGUCUGCAUGUGAUUUAUUGGGUGUAGGUGCUGAAUAUGCCAGGGUCGUCGGAUCAGAAUAUACCAGAGCUCUGUUUCUUUUGAGUAAAGGAAUGUUGCUGCUGAUGGAACGUAAGCUGCAGGAGGUGCAUCCUUUGCUCACAUUGUGCGGGCAGAUCGUGGAGAACUGGCAAGGAAACCCCAUACAGAAGGAAUCCCUUAGGGUCUUUUUCUUGGUGCUGCAAGUCACACAUUACCUGGAUGCCGGACAGGUGAAAAGCGUGAAGCCAUGUUUAAAGCAACUCCAGCAGUGCAUCCAGACCAUCUCAACACUCCACGAUGAUGAGAUCUUGCCCAGUAACCCAGCAGAUCUCUUCCACUGGCUUCCUAAAGAGCAUAUGUGUGUGCUUGUCUACUUGGUCACUGUAAUGCACUCGAUGCAGGCCGGAUACUUGGAGAAGGCGCAAAAGUACACAGACAAGGCUCUAAUGCAACUAGAGAAACUAAAGAUGUUGGACUGUAGUCCCAUCCUCUCAUCAUUCCAAGUCAUCCUGCUGGAGCACAUCAUCAUGUGUCGCCUGGUUACAGGUCACAAAGCGACGGCGCUGCAGGAGAUUUCUCAGGUGUGCCAGCUGUGCCAGCAAUCUCCUCGUCUGUUCUCUAACCACGCUGCUCAGCUCCAUACGCUAUUAGGGCUCUACUGUAUUUCUGUGAACUGUAUGGACAACGCAGAAGCUCAGUUCACUACAGCCUUGCGGCUUACUACACACCAGGAGCUUUGGACCUUCAUCGUGACCAACCUGGCCAGUGUGUACAUUAGGGAGGGCAACCGACACCAAGAGCUGUAUAGCCUACUAGAGAGAAUAAACCCUGACCACAACUUCCCUGUCAGUUCUCACUGUCUGCGAGCCGCAGCCUUUUAUAUCCGAGGUCUCCUCUCCUUCUUCCAGGGACGCUACAAUGAGGCCAAGCGUUUCCUGCGUGAGACUCUAAAGAUGUCCAAUGCUGAGGAUCUGAAUCGACUGACCGCGUGCUCGCUUGUUCUUCUCGGACACAUAUUCUACGUUCUGGGAAACCACAGGGAAAGCAACAAUAUGGUGGUUCCAGCCAUGCAGUUGGCCAGCAAAAUUCCUGACAUGUCUGUUCAGCUCUGGUCUUCUGCCCUGCUUAAAGAUCUGAACAAGGCCUGUGGGAAUACGAUAGAUGCUCACGAAGCGGCACAGAUGCACCAGAACUUCUCGCAGCAGCUCCUACGGGACCACAUGGCUGCCUGCAGCCUGCCUGAACACAACCUCAUAAGUUGGACAGAUGGACCUCCACCAGUGCAGAUCCAAGCUCAGAAUGGACCCACGACCAGCCUGGCCAGCCUGCUUUGAAUCUACAACACACUGAAAUACACAAACACUCUCACACUCUCACUCACUGUGAGCACACAAGUUGUACAUACAGGUCAGCCUCUGAGCCCUCACAUGCACAUAGAUGAACACACACACGCAUACAUGCAUAUACAUGUUAAAACUAAAGGAGACAGGACUCUACUGCCUUUGUCCUGCAGAUUUUAUCUUCAGAUUUUAACUUAUUCUUAUUGAGCUUGUAUGAUGUUGGGGCAACGAGAUGUCGCCGAGACCGUGGGAGCAGAUGGGAUACGAGUCACGUGAUAAUUAUUUCAUGAACACGUACACAUGGCAAAAUCAAAUAAAUAAAUGAUUAGAAAUGACUAGGCAAGAGUUUGGAGGCAGUCUUAAAAUCUAGUCUAACCACCAUUUAACAAAAGGAGGAAGAUCUCAGUGAAGUCACUUUUCUUUUUCGCAUCAGUUUAGUCACAUUGAUCCGUUUCUUCGUGCACUAACUUGAUUCGAAGACACAUUUCAAUACCUCUUAGAAUUCUUAACAAUUUAACAAAAUUAACUCCAAUACAUUAUUCUUUGUCAGUGAAUAAACCAUACUAGAUUCUUUGUUGGAUUUGUAUUGAAACCUUGAUUACCAGGAUUUUAUUAGUCAACACACUACCUAUUUGACUUUUUCUUUCAUGGUGUCUAGUGACCUUAGGCUUUCAUUCCAACCAAUCAGGAACCACAUCUGAUCUCACAUCUGACUUUAUUUAUAAAUGCUGAUUGCCUGAAAUGAAAACCUACCAGUGACAACAAAACUCUGCAUAAAAUUAAAGACUAUUGAAGACUUCUGGUCUAAACAUGGCCAUGACAGAUUUGGCCUGUCCUGCUUCCCUAAUCUUCAGCAGUCGAUAUAAAAGUCGACAUAAUGACACAUAAUAAGCGGCUAAUUUAAUAUCUAACCCGAGCUUGUACAGGCAGCUAAAAGCUUAAAGGACUUGACGUAAGGAAUAAUCAGCUAACAACAAAAUGCGACACCGUAUUGCAUUUCCUGGUACGCGGACUCGACGUCUUUAACGCUAAGCCACGUCUCAAAAUAUUGCUGCAGCAUCAUCAAGAGAUUUUUUUUUUUGGUCCUAUUUCAUUGUUUAUUUUUUUAACUACAUCUAAAACAUGUAACUAAAUGCAUAGUAAUCUUUUCUGUUUUUUUUAUUUGCAGUUUAUGUCUUGUGUGGGGUAUUUCAAAAAAUAUGUAUAGAUUUUCUCUAUUUUGAGCACUGCAGAUAUUUUAGCAGUAUCAAACUUUUAUUACCAGUGGCAGUUUGUUAGUUAAGAGCAUUUUGGCAAUACUGUUUAGGGGAAUACUGUGCUAGGUCCAGAAGCAAAGGUUAAAUCUUUUUGUCAGCAAAGUGUUGGCUUUUGGCAACAUUUUUUUAAAGGCUGAAAAGCACCAGCAUGCAGUCACAGAUCAUUGAACAUCAUCUUUAUGUUCAAUUAACUUUUCACCGCUAUUUAUUGUUAUACAUUUUGAGCUUGUCUUUCAGUUUGUUCCACAGGUAGUUUUGAAUUCCAUUUGCGAUGCAGAUAAAAAUAUAAGCAAGAGAGGGCGCUAGACAGGCAAUUUACCUGUUGUCUGUUUACAUGGCCCAUAGUUAUAAACGAACCCUCUUUAAGCUGAAGUUGGUUGUCUCUGGAUGUGUUUCCCAUAGCAAACUGAUUCCAGAUCAGCGCUUCUUCAUCUUUACACAACUUUUCACAAGGCUGGUGAAAAUGAAGACCUUUUGUAAUAUUCUAGUAAAUAUUUCUUGUAAUUUCUCAAAACGUCAGAUUUUCUUUUUUUGGGAGACGUGAUGUCUUCUGUACUGAAAUGUCGCAGUGCUUUUCUGUUUCCCUUUUUCCCUUAUCCACUGUACAAACCCUGCUAAGACAGCUUUUUUUUAAAAGGUAUUUACCCCUUUUCUGUAGUUUUAACAAAUAAAUUUAUCCAUUUAUUAAAUUUUGUAAAGUUUGAAUAUUUAUAUGCUGCAUUUAUCCAUAUUAUUAUUCUUGUCAUUAUUUUCAUCAGAUUUCAAAAACCCUUUGCAUAAAUGUUACAAAAAGCA